Messenger RNA from Coprinopsis cinerea okayama7#130, 1624 nucleotides. RefSeq lists its product as hypothetical. The coding region runs from base 317 to 1624 and encodes 435 amino acids. The transcript has 2 exons. The record is from RefSeq and is a predicted model, not a curated record. NCBI's taxonomy places the organism in Eukaryota, Fungi, Basidiomycota, Agaricomycetes, Agaricales, Psathyrellaceae. Gene Ontology annotation, molecular function: protein binding.
AAGAUUCUUGAGGUGACCGGACUAUCCGAGUCUUGUAGGCAAUGGCGGGGCUAAUAGGAGAAUGUCCACCUGAUUUGGGGAGCUGCGUUUUUUCGCCCUGACCAAACCCUGACUCUUCUACAUAGCCUUGCUUGAAACGACCGGGACUCUUCUUUGCCCGUUGCCACCACCAGCACGAGGUGUGGUCUUUGCGUCCUCACACCGUUUGUCGACGACGGAACAAAGGUAGUCAUUCUAGAGUUUUUUUUCCUAACCCCAGAUGAUAUAAGAGAACCUGGCUCCCAUUUUUCGAAGCCUCGUACCCGCACGCGCCACGAUGUCAGGAUCAAGCAAGAAGCCCAUGCGUAGGGCUGUAGUUCCCGUCUCCAAAACCCUUCCUACCGAUCCACAAGACCAACACUCCUCGUCAGAGGAAGUGGAUCCAAUUUUCUUUACCCCGUCGCCCUCACCACCAUCUAAUACACCAACACCCGACAACGCGUCCGCCUUGCCAUGCGACCAUGCAACGGGUGAACCCCACCGCCAUCCAAACCCAACUCGUCAUCCAGACUUUUGGUUCCACGACGGAUCGAUUAUUCUACAGGUGGAGAGCAAGUUGUUCAAGAUACAUCAAACCAUCCUUGCGAAUCAUUCAGAAGUCUUCGCGGGAUUGUUUGAUGUUCCUCCGCCUCUGCCUACCGGUACGACUGAAGGUGAUGACAUGGUGCUAGAAGGGUGCAGAAUUGUCGUUCUUCACGGGGACACAGAGAAGGACUUUGAGAGCCUGCUUCGGGCAGUGUACAACCCUUCUUAUUUCGACGACACCCUACCACCGUCUGCAGAUGUGGAGACCUUGCUCGACUUUAUCUCGGGGAUCCUUCACCUUUCCACCAAGUACCUCAUCCGCAACCUCCGUCAACGAUGCAUCAACCUCUUCACCUCGAAGUUCCCGGCUACAUUUGAUGAAUACACAGCCAAAUCCACUCCUCAGCCUUCAUACUCAUCGACAAGAUCAUCAAGUCACAAACAAGAGAGAUACAGAUCCGAUACCCUAAUGCGAGCCCUCCACCUGGCUCACUCAUGUAACAUCACAACUUCGCUCCCGUACCUGUACUACUGCACCGCUCGUUUGUCCCUCCACCGGCUCUUGAAACCCCGGCCAACAGAUGUGGACUGGCAAACCAAGUCAGUAGUAUUGGCGGGUAGAGAACGAUUGCGAUAUGCCACGCUUGCCAUCAGUUAUUCCUUCCUACUGGUCUUCGAGCGGGCACCCACUUGUGCCGAAAUGCGAUGUGGUUUUGCAAGCGGACCGGGGAGGGAGUGGAGGAGCAUUGUUUUGGGUGGGGAGAGCGGGAUUGGGUCGGCGCCUACCCCUCCGACUGCAGCUACUUCAAUUACGAAUGCUGGUGGUGUGAACGGCAUCUCUGCCUCGGCGACCGCAGAACGCAAAUCCAAGUCUUCGUCAAAUCGUGCACCUAAUCCCCUACGGCUAUACACGCGUUGGCCAGAACUGGGUGUCUGCGACAGAUGCGUGGAAUGGAAUAAAGGCGUGCAUGAACGAGGUCGGCGAGAAGUCUGGGAGAGGCUACCCGGGAUGUUCGAAUUGGAAGGGUGGGACGAGUUGAGGAAAGCCCAAGGUAGUUAG